Corticium candelabrum is the source of this 3352-nucleotide messenger RNA. RefSeq names its product dual specificity protein kinase shkA-like. Gene Ontology annotation, biological process: protein phosphorylation; signal transduction. Bases 1763 to 3226 code for a protein of 487 amino acids. NCBI's taxonomy places the organism in Eukaryota, Metazoa, Porifera, Homoscleromorpha, Homosclerophorida, Plakinidae. Gene Ontology annotation, molecular function: ATP binding; protein kinase activity. Gene Ontology annotation, cellular component: cytoplasm. The transcript has 2 exons. The record is from RefSeq and is a predicted model, not a curated record.
UGGCAAAAUUUCGACAAUUGGAAGAGCAAUGAACCUCAAGUAAUCGAAUAUAGAAAAGUCGCAUACAGCGUCAAGAUUGGAAAUCAAUCACAACAUCAUUUACUGAUUUCAAGAGGAUAUGGCUUCCUUCGAAAUUCGGAUAAAAUCCCCAACAUAUAUGAAUACUGGCUGUACACCGAAAACACUAAUUCGUGGCAAAGAGUAAACAAUGGCGAUUUCCCAAGAACAUCGGGAGAUCCUGUCAUGGUUCAACUUUGCUCCAAAAUUUUUGCUUUUGAUUCCGAUCUGUUUAAUGGUUUGUAUUCCUCAAUCAAAGCGUGGUUAUUUGACACAGUCUUGCUCAACUGGAAAAAAACCAAAUUACACGGUGGCAUUGCUGAUUGGAUAGUGAAAUACCGCAUCAAAGUCUACCACGUAACGGCGUUUGCUGUUCAGCAGUCACAGACUAAUUGCCAAUGCAACCAGUCUGUUAUUAUCAUGGCCUUUGGAAACCCUCUUGACAUUAAUCUAAAAAAAACAAGAACAAUGUCUGAAGUGCGAUGUGUUAGUCGACAAGGCCAAGAAAGCUACAAGUGGGUUCCCUUAAAAUCUAACUUUUCAGAUACUUCAAACACUCAACUCAUGGCUUCCAUAUAUUCGAGCCUUGUCCUUUACGAUACCGUUGAAAAAGCUUUACGUAAGUUCGAAAAUGACGUAUGGACCACUGUCAGUACACUUCCCGUUCAUUUGCAACCAUUUCGAUACUUUCAGAGAUCCAACAUAUUCAGCUGUGCUGUUGCAACAAAUAGCUCUAGUUAUAUCGUUUUCAGCCUUCGUGACAGGAAAGUCCUCCAUUUUGACUUGAAACGGAAUAACUUUAUUAUUGAAAGUGUUGCAGGCGACAUUCCAGACGUUUGGAAUGACCAAAUAGUGUCCAGCAUUUUUGAAGAUCAGAAUAUCAUUAUCGUCUUCACAAUAAACCACCGUUCUAGCAAAACAAUAGUUUGGAAAUUUAAUCACGAAAGCAACGUUUGGUUUUGGAAAAGAUUGCCAGGUCCUGACAUCCUACCUUUCUCAUACGAUGACAGCGGAUCAACUUAUGAUAUAACAGGCAACUACUUAACAUUAUUGACAGACUUUCCCGAGACACCUACAGAUACACCUUCGUGGAGUAAAAUCAUAUGGAACUUAGAUUUAGCAAGUAUGCGGUGGUCCCUUAAAGUCAAAACACAAUUUCCCACUCAAAACAUGUACGUAGCUAGUUGCUGGAUCGAUAGUUGCUUUGUUGCACUUUCCUAUUACAAGGAAGGCAUCAAAACGUGGAUUUAUAAUGCAACUGACUACAAAUGGAGAUCAAUAUCAAAUUCACCAAUGAAAGUGGGUUAUUCAAUGUCUUUUAUAGCUGCUAAUGAAACCACUGCUAUCCUAUUUAGUGAUGAAACGUGGAUACUGCAACUUAAACCAGUGUUUCAGUGGAGGCAAGCUGCAAAAGACAUAGUCCAACCUAGCGCACGCUUUCAUCCCGCAGCAGUCAUGAUGCAAUCCAAAAUGUAUGUGUUUGGAGGACAAAAUGAUUCCGGCAAAUGUCUAAAUGAUCUCUGGGUGUUUGAAGUUGAAGUAGAAAGAUGGUCAGAACUGACAACAGACAACAAACGACCCAAUUUCUUGAAAGCUUCCCAGUGCCGUUAUUCUGCUGCUUCAACGCCAGGUCAACUGCUAAUCACUGUAGGAAUAUCCGGCAAAAAAAACAGAAUAUACGUAUUUUUCCAGAGCAGAAACAUGGAUGUUUAUUGUACACAUCAAAAUGUGGCAAUUGGUUACAUCGUUGCCUCUAACCCCCAGUACAUUCGGUCUCGUGGCUGCACAACAAUUGAAAUCUUUCUAUUGGAAAGGAUUUCUUCUCGUUUACAACUAUAUAGACAAGAAAAUCAAGUAUUUAGCAGUCAGAUGUCCAGCUGGAUUUACUUCACCCAACAUAUCCGACAAACCGUGCAAUUUCUGCAAAAAAGGAUAUUACAGAGAAACGGAAUUUGCUGAUCCAGACUGUAUUAAAUGCCCAAAUGGCCUACUGACUGUUAACAUCGGAGCUCGGAAAAUCGAAGAGUGUACUGUGUGCAACGUAGAUCAAUGCAUAUACGGCAAGUGCGUAGCUGAUUUUACCGAGGAAGGUCUAAGACCAGUCUGUCAAUGUUACGUUGGUUUCACUGGUUCUACAUGCCAAUAUCCCACCUACUUUCUCAUAGGAUCAGGAAUCAUUCUAUUUGUUGCGGUCACUUCCGCUGGCGUAACAGCUUAUCUUCUAGUUCUACACAGAAAGAAAGUAAGCGAACGUGAUUUACGAAGAGAAGUAGACGUGUUAACCAAUGCAUGGCAAAUACAUGAAGAUGAAGUGACGGCAAGAGAAAUACUAGGAACCGGUGCAUCUGGGUCUGUUUACAAAGCCUUCUAUAGAAAUAUCACUGUUGCUGUAAAGAAGAUGGUGGCUGUCGGUCUUCCUAAGUCUAUAGAAGACUUUGAAACAGAGAUAAUGUUUAUGAGAACUGUAAGACACAAGAAUAUUGUUCUCUUCAUUGGUGCAGGAAAGUCACAACCAGGUGACGUUCCUUUUCUUGUCAUGGAAUAUAUGGAGCGCGGAUCUCUAAAAAAUGUACUAUACGAUUUAUCGAUUGAUAUCGACUAUGAGCGUAAGCUAUCAUUUGCCAUGGAUUCAGCAAGAGGUAUGCAUUUUCUUCACACAUUGGAACCUCCUCGAAUACACCGAGAUCUGAAAAGUGAUAAUCUACUGGUAAGCAAAGACUGGAUUGUUAAAGUGGCUGAUUUCGGUUUAGGAAGAGACGUUACCGGUAACGUCACUAGAAAUGGACAAAAAAUGAGACGCAGACGUCCCUCAGAUCAAGAAUAUAUUUCUCUACUUCCCAAACGAAAUGGAUUGUCAUAUGCAGGUGUCGGAACAGAGAGAUGGCGAGCUCCAGAAUUGAGUCUUCGCGAACCCUAUGAUACCGCAGUAGACGUUUACAGUUUUGGAAUUGUGUUGUGGGAGAUCUGGACAAGAGAGCUUCCAUUCGAUCAAUACAGAUUUGACUAUCAAGUGAGUGAUGCCGUACUUAGAAAAGAAAGACCUGAAAUUCCUCGGGAUUGUCCACAGUCGUUAGCAAUGAUCAUGAAAAACUGCUGGUCACCCAGACCAUCAGACAGACUUUCGUUUGGCCAAGUUAUUUCGCAACUUGAAUAUCUAGAUACCAUCUAGACAGCUGUAUUGCAAUUAUUCAGAAACAGCAUGUUUUAUUGCUAGAAAAAAAUUUCAGUUAUGUGCUGUUACAAGUAGUCUACAGUUAGUGCAUUCUUGGAUGUAGUACAAAAAAAUGCUGUAGCU